Glarea lozoyensis ATCC 20868 is the source of this 1197-nucleotide messenger RNA. RefSeq names its product FAD/NAD(P)-binding protein. The record is from RefSeq and is a predicted model, not a curated record. The coding region runs from base 1 to 1197 and encodes 398 amino acids. Gene Ontology annotation, molecular function: FAD binding. The transcript has a single exon. NCBI's taxonomy places the organism in Eukaryota, Fungi, Ascomycota, Leotiomycetes, Helotiales, Helotiaceae.
AUGGAGACCAAACGGGUUCUCAUUUCUGGCGCCGGCAUUGCAGGUCCAGUUUUGGCUUACUGGCUGACAAAACAUAACAUCAAGGCCACGAUAAUCGAACGUGCACCGUCUCUUCGCAACACAGGGCAAUCCGUCGAAGUCGCAGGCCCCUCUCUCAAAAUCAUUCAGAAGAUGGGGCUAGAAGCAAAAAUCAAAGAGCUGGGUACCCAUGAAGCAGGUCUCUCAUUUGUAGAUGAGCAAGAUCACGCCUAUGCCAAAUUGCCUAUCGUAGAGAAGGGCGUCACGUUUACAAGCGAGUAUGAGAUUCUGAGAGGCUUCAUGAUUGGGAUUUUCUAUGAGGAAACGAGGGCGGAGACGGAAUAUGUGUUUGGAGAUUACAUCACGAGUGUGGAGGACGAUGGAAGUAAAGUUACCGUGGGGUUCAACAAGGGAGAGACGAGAGACUUCGAUGUCCUCGUGAUCGCUGACGGAACCAACUCCUCGACCCGCACUCUGGUUUUUCCACCUGCCCCGAUUGUCAGUGUUGGUGGCUACUGCUGUGCCUUUUUCUCGAUACCGUGGAUGGAGAGAGACGCUGAUUGGGGCCGUUUCUACAUCAAACCGGGACAUCAGAUUUUGCUUCGUCCACAUGGUCCCUCGGGGACAGCUGCUUAUUUGGGUGUAUAUGGCAAUGACGCGAAAGGUCUGAUGGAACUUCCUGUCAAGGCACGAAAAGAGCGCUUACAUCAGAUUUUCGCGAGCGCGGGAUGGGAAGCACCCAGAGUGCUGGCGGGUAUGGAAAUAGCAGAUGAUUUCUACAUGACCGAACUCACGCAGGUCAAGAUGAAGAAGUUUCAUCAGGGACGAGUGGCGCUGUUGGGCGACUCGGCGUGGUGUCCCAGCCCCUGGUCUGGACAGGGAACGACGCUUUCCGUGGUUGGGGCUUAUGUUCUUGCUGGUGAGCUGGCUACGCAUAAGAGUGUGGAAGAAGCUCUUCAGUCUUAUAAGGCGCGCAUGUUACCUUAUGUAGAGAAGUGCCAGAGCCUACCACCAGGUAUUCCGGGGCUAGCUCUACCGGAAACGGCGUGGGGUGUUUGGUGUUUUCGGACUUUUAUGUGGUUUAUUAUCAAGACUGGCAUUCUGGGACUUAUUGGGACAAUAUUUGCGUUUUUCGAUAUCGGACAGAUCAAGUUUGAUGUUCCAGAUUAUGGCCUGUAG